AUGGGUGUCUAUCGCGUCGAGGUGUCUCCCAACAACCGUGCUAGUUGCCAGGUCAAGGCUUGCAAGGAUACUGGAGACAAAAUCACAAAAGGUGAAUUUCGCUUUGCAGUCCAGGUCACCAUUAAAGACCACCAAAGCUGGCAGUACCGCCAUUGGGGAUGCGUCACUCCCAAGCAAAUGGAGAACCUGGUUGAGACGUGCGGAGGCGACACGGAAAUGGUCGACGGCUACGAUGAGUUGCCCGAGGAGUUCCAGGAGAAGGUCAAAUAUGCACUUGAGCAUGGCCAUAUUCCAGACGAAGACUGCACCCGCGAUCCCGAGUUGAACCGCCCAGGCAUCAAGAGGUCUAGAGCGAAGAAGGGAAAGAAGGACGCCGACGAUGAGGCUGAAGACGCUGAUGACGCUCCGGCACCCCCUCCGAAGGUCAAGGCCCAGCCUAAAUCCAAGGCCAAGUCCAAGAAAGCAGAGAAGGUCAAAGAUGAGGAGAUGGACGAGGAUGAAGAAGAUGUCCCCGCUCCAGCACCUGCCCCGAAGAAGCGUGGUAGAGCUCCUAAGAAGGAGGCUGUUGAAGAGGAGGAUGGCGAGGAGGCCCCACCUGCGAAGAAGGUUCGCGCCAGCGGCAGGAGCAAGAAGACUACCCAGUACAAGGAGGAGAGCGAUCACGAUGAGGCUCCCGCCCCCAAGAAGGCCCGUGGUAAAAAGGCAGCGGCCAAGAAAGAGGUGGUUGAGCCCGAAGAGGAGGGUAGCGAUGUCGAGGAGGAGGCGCCCAAGCCUAAGAAAGCUCCGCAGAAGAGGUAA
Messenger RNA from Pyrenophora tritici-repentis Pt-1C-BFP, 798 nucleotides. NCBI's taxonomy places the organism in Eukaryota, Fungi, Ascomycota, Dothideomycetes, Pleosporales, Pleosporaceae. The record is from RefSeq and is a predicted model, not a curated record.